This is a messenger RNA of Jatropha curcas, 1149 nucleotides long. The record is from RefSeq and is a predicted model, not a curated record. Lineage: Eukaryota; Viridiplantae; Streptophyta; Magnoliopsida; Malpighiales; Euphorbiaceae.
AUGGAAUUGUCUAGAAUUUCUCUCGAUCUUUAUUCUAUUAGUAUUUUGACUAAUUGCUUUUGCCAUCUGGACCGCGUGGAUUUUGGGUUCUCUCUUAUUGGGAAAAUCUUCAAACUUGGCUUUCAGCCUGACAUUAUAACGCUUAAUACGUUAAUCCAUGGGCUUUGUAGAGAGGAUAGAUUUGAUGAAGCUGUGGAAUUAUUUGAUGAAAUCGUUGCAAAAGUAAUGCUUGAGGAAGGUUGUGAACCUAAUGUGGUGUCAUAUAAUGCUAUCAUUGACAGCCUUUGUAAGGAUAGAUUGGUGACUGAAGCUUUGCAGCUCUGCUUGAAAAUGAAGAGUGAAGGCAUCUCUCCGAGCAUUGUGACCUACAACUCUUUAAUCUAUGGUCUGUGCAAUUCAGGCCGAUGGGAAGAAGCUUCUAUGCAGCUCAAUGAAAUGUUGGAUGCGAACAUCGCACCAGAUUUAAUUACCUUCAACAUAUUGGUUGAUGGACUUUGUAAGGAAGGAAGGGUUUCCAAAGCUCAUGGCAUAGUCAAAUGGAUGAUUGAUGAUGCAAAGAGGAUAAAGACGCCUGAUCGAACAUCGCACAAGAUUAAUUACCAUUCACAUAUUGUUGAUGGACUUUGUAAGGAAGGAAGGGUUUCCAAAGCUCAUGGCAUAGUCAAAUGGAUGAUUCAAAGAGGAAUAAAGCCUGAUGUUGUGACUUACAGCUCUUUGAUGCACGGAUAUUGUCUACUCAACCAAAUGGAUCAAGCUAGGGAAGUUUUUGACACGAUGCUAAGCAAGGGUGAUACACCUAAUGUUGUUACCUACAGUAUGUUGAUUGACUGUUACUGUAAGAGAAAAAGGAUAGAUGAAGCGAUGAGGCUUCUUUAUGAAAUGUCUUGCAAAGGAUUGAUUCCUGAUCAUGUCACUUAUGGUUCUCUUAUAGGUGGCUUGUGUAAAGCGAAGAGCCCUCAGGCUGCAUAUAAGUUUUUCAAAACCUUGUGUGCUAGUGGCCAUUCUCCAAAUGUGGUAACUUACUCGAGUUUGAUAGAUGGCUUUUGUAAGCAUCGGUGUCUAGAUAUGGCGUUGACCCUAUUUCAUCAAAUGCAAAAGAAUUUAUUGAAGCCCAAUCUUAUUGUCUAUAAUACCUUAAUUAAUGUAUAA